UAACCGAAGAUGGUGAAAUUGGCCCUGAGACGUCAUUGUAUUGACUCUGCCAAUAAAAGAUUUGAAUUUAUAAUAAAAUAUAGUGAUUAAUUAAUCUGGGUUGAAUUAAAUCCGUCUAAAGUCACUAGAUUGACAAAGGGCCAAUUUCGAAGAUGAUGAAAUUGGCCCAAAGUACCGCAAUUUUGAUCAUAAGAUUGGAGCAAAAAUAGUGUCAGUGCACUAUCUACACUAUCUGACGCCAUUUUCGCUCCAAUCUUACGAUCAAAAUUGCGAAACAUAAUAAUGAGUGACGCCAUAUUUCUCGAUAUCGAUGAUUCUAUAAAAAUGAGAAAUUUGUUAUUACCAGAUAAAGAUAGAGAUGCUUUAAAUCAGCAGAUGGACGAUUUAAUGAAACAAUUUGAUUCGAAAACGUCUAUCCUCGUACAACCUACUCCUGGUAUCUGUGUAAAAACUAAAACAGCUGACAGAGAAAAGGUUUUUGUAAACAUAUGUGUAUCUGAUAAAAUUCCACCACCAGAAGAUAUAUCUGAUAUCAAACUAUUAGAACUUUUAGAUGAUGAAGUACCUAAUUAUGUUAUACCGAUGAGUAUAUGUGCUGAAAGGAUGGAAGCUGAUAAGUCUGGUGUACCAAGUGCAACAUAUGAUGUUAUGAUAAAUGAAGCAUAUUUUAAAAAGUGUCAAGAGAAAAAACAUUUCAUGGCAUUUACAAUAUUAGUUGUAUUGAGUGGAGUGGCAGAUAAAUUUGAAAAGAAACUUGAUACAGAAAAUUAUGUUAUUCUUAAAAAUCGAACAGUAAUGGGGAAAUUGCAGCAGCAUAGAAUAGAAAAUCGUGAGCUUAAAAAACCGCGAGAUCGCAAGCCAUUGAUUGAAGAAAUUUCAAGUUCUAUGAUACCUAUUGUUAACACAACUAAUAUACAAGAUAAAAAUACAGCACAAAAAAUGGAUUAUGUAAUUUUAAAAAAACCAUUAAAAGGUCCAGCAGAACAAUUAAUAGUUUUAUUUGACAUGUCAAGAACCGUUUCAGUUAAAGAUGUAGUAGUACUGAUUAAUUCUGAUCGCAUAAAUGUUACGGAUAAGAAAGCUUAUCGUUCUUAUGAUAUUUUACUUCCAUAUACACUUGAAGCAAAUAGUGCAAAAGCCUUUUUGGAUUAUAGUAUUAUGAUAUUACGAAUAGAUACAUUAAUAAGACAAAAAUAAAAAGUAUGAAUUAAAUGAUUAAAAUGUGAUUCUACUUUCGUCAUUACCUCUCUAAAAAAUUUUAAUUUUAUUAAAAUAAUUAAAGUUUUAUUAUAUUUU
Messenger RNA from Cataglyphis hispanica, 1296 nucleotides. It is a transcript of the gene PIH1D1, whose product is annotated as PIH1 domain-containing protein 1-like. Gene Ontology annotation, biological process: rRNA processing; box C/D snoRNP assembly. NCBI's taxonomy places the organism in Eukaryota, Metazoa, Arthropoda, Insecta, Hymenoptera, Formicidae. Bases 283 to 1197 code for a protein of 304 amino acids. The record is from RefSeq and is a predicted model, not a curated record. Gene Ontology annotation, cellular component: ribonucleoprotein complex; R2TP complex; cytoplasm. The transcript has 8 exons.